Molecule: messenger RNA, 769 nt
Organism: Rhopilema esculentum
Lineage: Eukaryota; Metazoa; Cnidaria; Scyphozoa; Rhizostomeae; Rhizostomatidae
Source: RefSeq, a predicted model, not a curated record
CUCACAAUGGAUUGCAUCCAUUUUCUUGUGAAAAUGGCGGCUACUAUGGUCUUUCAAAUUGGCACAGAGACUGUUAGCCGUAGUUAUGAUGUCUCAGAUGCCAGUAAAAAUACCUCGAUAACCAAAAUUGUGUCAGCUUUAAAAGAAAUGCGUCAAAGUACAGACCAUGUUUUGAACCGGUUCGUUGAAGCAGAAAAGAUUGCAGCUAACAACGAAAACGUUUCAGAUGGUGGUACUCCUCAAAGCAAGGAUGAUGAUGAGGAUGAUGAUGAUGAUGAUGAUGACAGAGAUGAGAGUGUUGAAGCAGAUGCCGAGGAUGAAAAUAACCAUCUCCAAAAUCUAGAACCAGCUACUAAAAGGCUAAAAGAAGAUUCCCUUGAAUGAUAUUUUGCAAAUGGUGCUAUACUGGCAAACUAACCAGUCAUGCUAUGGUAAAUCCUCUUUUUAGUUCCCUGUGAUUCAAAACUAUUGCUUUCUAAAAGAGGUGCCUUCAGGUGGAUAGACAUUGGAAAGAAAUAUCAAGAAAUAUUUUGAGAAUAAUUGCAUUCAAUUGAUGGUAUUUAUCAGAAGCAUAUUAUCUUAAAGAUAAAUUAGUGUGGAUGUUAAGAAGAUCUGGGCCUUUAAUAAGGGAAUACUAUACAAAUUUAAAUGUCCAGAUGGGCUUGCCCCCAGCUCAGUUUAAGAGUUUUGAACAAUUUCCUGUUAGUUUUGUAAAUUAUUUUGCAUAUUUGAUGUAUUCUUCAAGCAAGUUUAGGUGAAGUACAUGUGA